AGCCAGCUCGAUCUGCGUCACUCUCCCUCGCCGCUCGCCGCCAACCGGAAGGUCCUUACCGGUGAGGAUUUGUUGUGGUAGCGUCUUUCUCCUGCCCUUCAGGGUGAAAAUGUACUACAAAUUCAGCGGUUUUACCCAGAAGCUGACCGGCUCUGCCCCUGGGGCCUCCUUCAGCCCUCAGGGGCUGAAGCCAGGCCUUCCAGCAGAGGCCCCCACCAUGAUCUUUGCCACGCCCACCAAGGUGGUGUCGGAGGGCGUGAGCACAGUGGAGUACCUGGGAGCAAACAAGGUUCCAGACCUCCAGAGGCUAUUCCAGUCGUCAGAUGGUCUCCCCGUCCAUUUGAAGCGCGGGGUUCCCGACAAGCUUCUUUACCGCACCACCAUGGCGCUCACGGUGGGAGGAGUCAUCUACUGCAUGGUGGCUCUUUACAUCGCCGCCCAGCCCAGCAAAAAGUGACCAACGCUUCCGCCCGGAUCUCGCUUUAACACCUCCGACACGCCGCCACCGAAAUCGGCUCGGCAGCCGCAGUCUCCAUCUGCCCUCGCCGUGCCAGCUCUUGGGACUCCUUUUAGAUGAGAAUUUAUCGUUUUCAGGACAUCAGAACAAUAACAACAACAAAAAUAUGUCUUCUUU
Molecule: messenger RNA, 634 nt
Organism: Salarias fasciatus (jewelled blenny)
Lineage: Eukaryota; Metazoa; Chordata; Actinopteri; Blenniiformes; Blenniidae
Gene: cox7a2l
Product: cytochrome c oxidase subunit 7A2 like
Exons: 3
Coding region: 110-457 (115 amino acids)
Biological process (GO): regulation of oxidative phosphorylation; mitochondrial electron transport, cytochrome c to oxygen; mitochondrial respirasome assembly
Cellular component (GO): respiratory chain complex IV
Source: RefSeq, a predicted model, not a curated record